UUAAGUUUAGUUGAGUCGCGAAAGUCGUCGAGUACGCUGGUUUCUCCCGAAAAUUUUUCAAUUUUCAACCUUUGAAUCCAGGUGCUGCUCUCUUUCUUAUUUUGUGAUAUAGAUGUUAUAUAUUUUUUGUUUUAAAAAUUUCCGUCAUAAAAAUUUUAAAAUUUCGAAUUUAAAUCAUCAAAAAUCGAAAUAAAAAAAAAUAAAGAAAAACAAAGCAAAGAAAGAGAGUUAGACGAUGGUUAGUUGACCAUCUACCUUAACCUUUUUUCUUUUUGACUAUUGUGAGAUUAUUAUAAAAUAAAUUAAAAAUAUUGCACACAGUGGAUAUGGUGGCGUAUUGCAGCAGUUAACAUGACAAUUAAUAUUCAUUGGUUAUAGUGGUCUUGUAAUAAUUUAAAUUUAAAUAUUUAGACGUCGUGAUUUCAAUCGUUUCGUCUUUCGCAUUUCGUCGUUCCGCAAUAAAUCGAUUUUUCUUCAUUAAAUAUCUUGUGCACGUUGUUCAGCUGAUUUUGUUGUUGUUGUUGUGAAAGUAACAAAAAAUUAUUAUAUUAUUUUUUUUAUAAUUAUAUUUGUGUAGCAAACACACACAAUUGCAAGCAAACAGAAAAAUAAUAAACGAAUAGAAAGCGUUUUACCACCAUCAUCAUCAUCAUCGUGAUCGUCGUCGUCGUCGUCCAGCGAAGCAAAGGCAAAGAAAAAAAAAUAAAUAACACAAAAAAGUGAAAUUACAGAUUGCAAAAGAAAAUAUACACAACAAAAAUUUCGAUUCGUUAAUAAAAUAUUUGAGAAAAUAAUUAAAACAUAAAAAGUAUAUGCACUAUAUCUAUCCACUGGCAUCGCCAUCAUCGUUUUAAACUAAUUUCUGUUUUAUUUGUGGUUGUUUAAUUCAAAUUCGCUAAGUGGUUGCAUAAAUUUGUUGACUUUUAACAUUUUUAGAAGUGGACGGAAUUGCCCUCUACCACAGGAUACCGUUUGUGUGAAAAUAAAAAUAAAUAUAAAAAUACAAAAUAAAUCCGAUUUUACAUACCCCAUAAUAAAAGUAUCGUUAAAGUUAAGCUUUGGGAAUACGAUCACGAAAGUUUUUAGAAAUAAUUAAAUCAAAAUGGUAUCGCGACGAAAAAUAUUAUCCAGGUCUAGAGAUGAUCUGAAUUUGGAUCAAACUUUUAGUCAGCAAGAAGAAGAAGAGGAUGUAUGGUAUCAAAAGGAUAAACUAUAUAAGGAACACAUACAAGAGGUUCUAGAUAAAUGGACCCAAAUCGACGAUGAAAUUUGGGCUAAAGUCAUUGUCUUUGAACGAAAUCGUCGCGUAGCCAAGGCAUAUGCACGCGCCCCAGUUUUAACAAUUAACGGUUCAGACGAUGGAUUUGAUGGAAUGCGAAUUGGUUUGUGUGGUUUUGACAAUCCAAUGAGAGAUCCAAAGACAGACGAAUUCAAACGGCAUAUAGGACAGGGCGUCAAAAUAAAAAUGGACGAUGCGGGUAAUAUAUUAAUUCGCCGUUAUGCCAAAAGUAAUGUCUACAUCAAAAGCACUGCCAGCAAUUCCAACGAAGAGACAUCAAUUGGUGCCGAUAUACUCAAACUGCCAAAUCAAGCUCUAGAAAGUGAAAAAAUAGUCAAGUUAUUCGACAUGAAGAAGUUUCAAUCGAAUGUUAAUCGUGAACUGAGGCGAGCCUAUCCAGAUCGUCGAAGAUUGGAAACACAGUGCCUGUCGGCAGUGGCCUUUGUUAAGUCUGAAAGUGACAUCUUGGAUUGCCCUGUUUGGGUACUCAUUGUUAAUGUAGUUGCAAUGGACAUGUUAAAGAGCAAAUUACCACCAGUGCAACGACCAGUGGUUGACAUCAAGAACCGCCCAAGAAUACCCAUUCCCGAUGAAGAUCCAUAUAGCGUAGCUGGUAAUGGUAGUGGCGGCAGUGGAGGUAGUGGCGGAAGUUCGGGCAGUUCUGGCUUUGGUGCUAACAAUGGUACACCAGCUGGACAUGUGGCCGCAACACGGGAGCAAUUGUUACUGCAAACACAACAAUUGGCGCAUAAACGCAGUGAGAAACCGCCAAAAUUACCACCAAGAGAUAAUAUCUAUUCCCAUGACAUACCCAAGCCGGACUACGAUGACAUUGAAGAGAGCAGAAUCAAAUUGUCCCGAGGUAAAUCGGAUAAAGGAAAAGACAACAAGAAAUAUGAUGAUCCCUACUACUGCGGACUUCGAGCUCGUGUUCCAAACUUUGGUAAAUCACAAAAAUCAUCCAAGGAAAUCAAGGAACCUCUUGUCAAUAAUAACACCAAUACCCUCAACCACAACAACAACAACAAUAAUAUCAUCAACAGCAACAUGAACACUUUAUCAUCACAAAAGAAAACCUCAAUGAUUCACAUGCCAAUUGCUGCUCCACUUCAUCCAUAUAUGCAUCAUCAACAAAUGCUGGCCGCAGCUGCUGCGGCGCAUCACGCUCAUCAUGCCGCUCCUCAACCAACGCCACAUACAGCAGCUGCCGCUGCACAUCACCACCAACAAAUGAUGUGGCAGGCUAGAAGUUUCGAAAGCGGAAUAGUUGUUCCAAUGUUUCAUCCCCAGAAUAAUAAAGGUGUUCCAGUACUCCCUAUAAAUUCCUCUGGUUUGGUUAAUGUUAUGCAGCCUCCCUACCAACAGAAGUCACAUCGGCCAUUAAUACUAUUACAACAAACACGUUCGGAUAAUACAUUGAAGAAUACAAAGAAUAUUAAUAAAAUACCGAAGAUUGAAAAAUUCACUCCACCAAUUGUUAAUCGAGUCAAACAGUAUUUAUCGAAGAUUCAGACAUCGUAGAGUCACCUUAUAAUCACAUAUACGGCCGCUUGCCACUGCCAACUCGGGGCUACGUCCCGACACCUCGAACCAUGUACAUCGGUGAGUGGGAUUGAAAAUUGAAUCUAUUUCAAGUUCCGAUUGAGAAAUAGAGAAAAACAACAAAAAAAACCAACCAACCAAGCCAUCACCAAGAAAUCUUCAAAAUGUGAAAACAACAGAAAUAUUGAAAUUUUCAAAAAUAAAAACAUAAAAUACACACAGAAAACUAAACUGUUUUGUUUGAUAUAAAUACUCGUACAUAUAAUAUUUUUGAUUUUUUCGAAAUUUAAUUUUAAUAGCAAUUUUUUUCUAGGCCUAUAAUAUUUUAAAUUUUCUUUUUUACCAUAAAGAAAUACGUAUAACAUUUUUUUUUUAAUUUUUAAGUUUAAACAAAAACCAUGCGUAUAUAAAAUAAAUAAAUAAUAUUCAUAAUUUUUUAAGUAUUUUUUUUAUGAUAUUAUUAUUUUUACUUUUUUAUAAACUAUGAUAUUAAUUUUAUCACAAAUAAAACGAAUGGAUUUUGUUGAUAUUUAAAUAAAGUCCAUUAUAAGAAUAUAAUUAUAAAAAUUGAAUGAUUUGUUAAAACACUUCUUUAUAUUUUUUUUAUUUUAUUUAAUGUAUGAAAUGUUUUACACAUUACAUACAAACAUGUGUCGAAAUAAAAUUUAUAUAAAAAAUCAAGCAAUGAUGACGAAUAGAGAAGAUUGGAAAAUUAUUAUAUUAAUAACAAUAAAUUAGAUAAAGUUAGAAAAUAGAUUUUAAUUAUUAUUUCAUAGAGAUUAUUAUUGAUUUAAAAACUUUUCGCUGAAUGUAUGAGUAUGUUUUUUUUGUUGUCUAUAAGAAAAACAUUUUGUAUACAAAAUAUAAAAAUUGCCUGAAAAUAAAAACAUUUUAAAUAAUAAUA
Molecule: messenger RNA, 3725 nt
Organism: Eupeodes corollae
Lineage: Eukaryota; Metazoa; Arthropoda; Insecta; Diptera; Syrphidae
Exons: 11
Coding region: 1103-2800 (565 amino acids)
Biological process (GO): regulation of DNA-templated transcription
Molecular function (GO): protein binding
Source: RefSeq, a predicted model, not a curated record